UGCGUGUAUGCGAUGACCCUGACGUCGCGGUUACGCAGCGGAAUAUGGCGGCUCAGUAGAAGGUGCGAUUGUGGAGCUGAUCGUCUCUCAGCGUUUUAACGCUGUGGGAAAUCAUUCUUUUUUUUAAAAAAAAGGAAGCUUUUGUGUUGUCCGGAACAUUUUACACAGGAACAAUUAUUAUGGGGAGGAUUUCAACAACAAAAGAUUCAAAGGAAGGUCGUAAAGAAAAAUCUGGGAAGAAUCAUCUGCCAAAUAAUUCCCUUAAGAGCAAUGAACAUUUUAACUGGGAUGAUUACUUGAAAGAAAGCGGAGAAGUUCCAGCUCCCCCACAUUGUUUUAGACAGCCAAGAAUUCCACCCAACAAUGAGUUCAAAAUUAACAUGAAGCUUGAGGCUCAGGAUCCAAGGAAUGUUACUUCAAUUUGUAUAGCUACUGUGGUUGGAAUAACGGGAGCAAGACUGCGAUUACGUCUUGAUGGGAGUGACAACAAAAAUGAUUUUUGGCGAUUAGUUGACUCAUCUGAUAUACAACCUAUUGGCACCUGUGAGAAGAACAGCGGAAUGCUACAGCCUCCACUGGGAUUCAGAAUGAAUGCUUCUUCAUGGCCAAUGUUUCUGCUUAGAACAUUAAAUGGAGCAGAAAUGGCCCCAGCAUCUAUAUUUAAAAAGGAACCUCCCAGUCCACAGCAUAAUCAUUUCAAAGUUGGUAUGAAACUGGAAGCCGUGGACCGGAAAAAUCCUCAUCUGAUUUGUCCAGCAACUAUCAGUGAAGUGAAAGGAGAUGACAUUUUUAUAACAUUUGAUGGUUGGAGAGGUGCUUUCGACUACUGGUGCAAAUAUGACUCUCGUGAUAUUUUUCCAGUGGGAUGGUGUGCUAUGACAGGAGAUAGUCUCCAGCCACCUGGUAAUAGGGUUUCUGUUUCAAAGAGUAUUCCUGCAACUCCAUCAACUCCUUCCAGAUUGACUAAAAGGACUAUGCAGUCACCACAGAAACCUGAUGAAGUGCCAACACAGAAAGGCCGUAAGAACAUUCGAGGAAAACGACCUGGGCAGUCCUCUUCAAAAAAGACCAUAGCAUCUGAAAGUAAUUUAUCGCCUAAAUCUGUUUCUUGUACUGAUCCAAUCAAACCAGCUAAAAGAGGAGCAAAGCCUGGACUUAAGAGAAAGAGUCGAACAGUACAGAGCCCGCAUCCUCCUUCACCCACCACAACAAUGGCCGAAACUGAUGUUAGCAGUGCCCAAGGACCCCAAGAUGCUGUUAGUAUUCCCAAUACAACUCCAUCAGUUUUAUCCACAGUUUGUGUGUACGUUAACAAACAUGGAAACUGUGGACCUCAUCUGAAUAAAAAGAAAGUUCAGCAGCUUCCAGAUCACUUUGGGCCAGGCCCUGUGCCAAUAGUGCUUCAGCAGGCUGUACAAGGCUGUGUUGAUUGUGCUUACCAGGCUAAAACAGUCUUCUCAUUUCUGAAGUCUGGACAUCAUGGAGGAGAGGCAAUAACCGCCUCGUUUGAUGGAGAGAAACACACAGUGAAGCUUCCAUCUGUAAAUAGUGUCUCAUUUGUAUUACGAUUUCUGGAAAAACUCUGUUACAGUCUGCAUUGUGAGAACCUCUUCAGCAGCCAACCUUUCAGCCCAUAUAUAGGAAAUGCACAUAGUCCAACAGAAUAUGAAAGAGUAAAAUCAGCCAAAGAAGAGAUAUCAGAUCCAGCUACAUUAAGCAGGGGACUAAAACGAUUUCCACAGGAAUCUCCACCAUAUACUGCUCCCCUCUCCCCAAAGCUUCCCAGAGCAGAAUCUUAUCCUUCUGAAGCUGAGGUAUUGCCUGCAGAAGAUAAUAUUACACCAAAGGAACACAAGUACUCAGAGUCCUUGGAUUCUGCUCUGAACACUGCUAAACCACCUAGCCCCUCUCAACGAAAUUCAAGUGAAUUUCGUAACUCAGGAAAUAAACUUGGUUUCAGAAAUUCAGUUGUACCAUCCUGUUCUACCUCAAACUCUGCAUCUACUUUACGAAGGAUGACUUCAAACUCAGCAGCAAAUAAUGGUUACUACGAUGUCAAUAGAGCCAGAAUGCAAAGGAGAAUAGAAGCUGCAAGUUCUACUACUGGACCUGACCUUCAUUCAACAGAACGAGAGUCUCUAAGAACUAACAGCAAAGAUCCUUCAACUUGGUCAAUUGAAGAAGUCAUGAAAUUUGUAAAGGAUGCAGAUCCCCUAGCAUUGGCACCACAUGCAGACCUCUUCAGAAAACAUGAAAUCGAUGGGAAGGCACUACUCUUACUGCGAAGUGACAUGAUAAUGAAAUACAUGGGGCUGAAGUUGGGCCCAGCUUUGAAGCUUUGUUAUCAUAUUGAAAGAUUGAAGCAUGGAAAAUACUAAGAAAAUAACGUUUCGUUUUUAACAGCUAGAUGGAAGCUUUGAUCCUGAAAGCCAUCAAUAUCCUCUAUUGUGUGCAACAAUUUUCAGAUUUCUCUUGGAGGAGCAGCUGCUUUGCUGUUUAAUGAGACUUCUAAACCAAGAAAAAUGUACAGUUUCAUCCUGCAAUGUAGAAUUUGAAAUGGCCCUUGUUUUAAUCAUUGUCAAAGAAUAUUUGUGUAAGUUUUAUUGUUGCUUUGGUAAUUUAAACAAGGGUGCAAAUUCAAAGUAAAUAUUCAAAGUUCAAAAUGCUAAAUUUUAUGCAUUUAUACUUAUGUAAAUUUGUUAAUUUUUUUUGACACAUUUCAGUCUGCAGUUUACAUACCUUUCAUUUGUAUCUUCCUUAAAAUGCAGUAGUGUUACAAUAUUUGCAAGUUUCUGAUAAUCCAUAACUACAGUUGUUUCCUGUUACCAAAAUAGCUAAAAUCCAAAGGAUAUCUACAUCAGGAUUUCACUGUGCUAAAAUAUUUAUGCAAAGCUUCUAGAUUACUAGAAGGAUUUUUGAACGAUCAGGUGUUCUUGCCUCGAUAGCAAAUCCUGUGACUAUUCUUACCUAGCUCUUCCUAUGCUCCAGUGGAGCAAUCUGUCUUCUACCAUAUGAUUUUUAUCAUAUGAUCAACCAGGCUAAUACUGUCACCCUUGAAGGGGUCAGACAGUGGUUUACACUGUUAUGCAGUAAUUGAAAACUAAAACUAGUACAAUGUUUUGGAAGGUUAUGUUUAGACCUUCAUACAUUUCUAGUAUUCUUCUUACCCUCAAUUUUUUAUAUAAUUUGUUGACUAUAUGAUUAGUCAACAUGUUUUUAUACACUGUGAGGUCUAACAUAUUGAUAGUAAUCUAUUUUACUAUCUGUGCCUGUGAAGAUAAAUUAAAUCAGGGACAAGAAUGUAAAAUUUCCUAGCCAGUAACAGUUUGAAUGUAUUUCAUAAUGAGUAAAUUAAUUGGAAGAAAUAACUAUUUUACACAAGUAUGAAGUCUGUGAAAAUAGUUUAUUUUGUUGCUGGUUGCCUUUUUAUCCAAGGUAAUUUCCUUUUAGUAACAUGAAAGCAAAUUUGUUUUGCAUUGGUAAUGACAUACUUAUGGCAAAAAUGCUUUAUGCGUAAUAAACAUUUUGUAGUUAUAUAAACUUGUGUAACUUGUGUAAGUGUAGUCAUGUUGUAAUUUAAAUAUAGUCUGUCAUUGUUUAUGAACAGUUCCAUUUUUGGUUUUAACUGAACAUUUUUCUAUUGCAGUUCUAAUAAGCAAUAGUUAAAGCACUGUACAUAAUACAGCAUCUUGGCAAGAAAUAAAUGAUUUUGGUCA
Hypanus sabinus (Atlantic stingray) is the source of this 3716-nucleotide messenger RNA. RefSeq names its product Scm polycomb group protein like 2 (gene scml2). NCBI's taxonomy places the organism in Eukaryota, Metazoa, Chordata, Chondrichthyes, Myliobatiformes, Dasyatidae. Gene Ontology annotation, molecular function: protein binding. Gene Ontology annotation, biological process: regulation of DNA-templated transcription. The record is from RefSeq and is a predicted model, not a curated record. The transcript has 15 exons. The coding region runs from base 180 to 2378 and encodes 732 amino acids. Gene Ontology annotation, cellular component: nucleus.